Molecule: messenger RNA, 1436 nt
Organism: Impatiens glandulifera
Lineage: Eukaryota; Viridiplantae; Streptophyta; Magnoliopsida; Ericales; Balsaminaceae
Product: E3 ubiquitin-protein ligase MARCHF8
Exons: 8
Coding region: 344-1120 (258 amino acids)
Molecular function (GO): zinc ion binding
Source: RefSeq, a predicted model, not a curated record
UUUCUUCUUCGUGCCCAACGUUUACUUUCAUGCCGGUCGGUUCGAAGAGCAGGUUCUAUCUGGUGAAAUACGUUCUUUCUCUCUCCUCUCACACAUAUAUUGUGCGAAUUGCACACUCGCCUUUCUCAUGCCUGCAUCUUCGCCGCUCUCGAAUGGAUCCAGUUUUCAACGGAACCAAAUGGUUGUUUCCUAAACCAGUGGCGUCCCAAAUAUCUGUAUGUCUCAGGAUCGUCAAAGGUCGUUGACCCACAAGAAAUUAUUAUUACUCAGCUGAAAUGUUUGCGGUGAACAAGAGCACUAGUGAUGUGCUUAGCAGUUUAUUUCUGAUCAUCCAUUAUUCACAAUGCAGUUAGUAUCAAACAAUAGAUCCAUAUCAGAUAUUUCAGAGACAGAACCCAUCUUACGUCUGUCUGAUGUGGAACAAAGAUCUGAAGAGUCUUCUUCUUCAUUUGAAAUAAGAACUACAAUCCAGGAUUUUUCUUCAAGUACAAAUGAUGCUCAAAGGAUUGAUAUAGAUGAAAGUUGUCACCUAGUGGAUGCAGAUCAAUCGCAAUGCCGAAUAUGCCUUGAUAUUGGAGGAGAUGACCUUAUUGCACCUUGUCAUUGCAAAGGCACCCAGAAAUAUGUGCACAGGUCAUGUCUUGACAAUUGGAGGUCAACUAAGGAGGGUUUUGCUUUUGCUCACUGUACAGAGUGUCGAGCAGUGUUCAUAUUACGUGCAAAUGUUCCACCAGAUCGCUGGUGGUUGAGAUUAAAAUUUCAGUUUCUUGUUGCAAGGGACCAUGCAUUCAUUUUUAUCAUUGUUCAACUGAUUGUGGCAUUGUUAGGUGUCCUGGUCUACAAAUUCUAUGGAGAGGAACUGAGAGAGAUGUUUGGCUACGAUGAACAUCCUUAUGGGUUUUACACAAUGGCUGUUUUAGCUGUUGUUUUGGUGGGAUUACUCUAUGGUUUUUUUAUAGCAAUAAUAUGUGGGCAGAAGAUCAAUGAACGCCACCACCAUGUCCUGGCCAAACAAGAACUGACCAAGGAGUAUGUGGUUGAAGAUCGAGAAGUCAAUAAAGAUGCACCAGAACUUGAUCCAAACCACAUCACUGAGCUGAGAAUGUUGGGACUCUAUUGAGUUGAAAUAUGUGGCUUCUAUUGAUAAUACUGGCUCACAGGUUAUGCAUAUUUCUGGUUUGGGACUGAUGGCUCCCAUGAUUGAAGAACAACACAUAGUGAAAGUCAAUUUUUAUUUUUGUAUCACAAAUCUUACUUUUUCAUAUGACUUGUUUAUUUUUCAUCACAUUCAUGUGUCAUUUACAAAAAUACUAGUAGGAUGAGAGAAGGUGUUGGUAUUCCAUCCAUUUCCUUUUAUUUUGUUGCAUCAUAUGAGGCUUUAAAUUUGAUCUCCAAAGUAACAAGUUUAUUUAUUUAUUUUUUGUAACUUACAGAUA